CGAGAGCAAGGAUAAUUUGGUUCGUGGAAGAGUGACGCGGGUGGGCUGCACAUCGAGCUGUAAUUGAAUAGGUUAAAGAGUUAAGUGGAGAAAAAUUGCUGGAGAAACGUGGGCUUCAGGAUGUCGGCGCGGCAAUACGGACACUUGUUGGACGUUUUGAGUUUGAGCCAUUCAAUGAGGCAGUCUUCAUGAAAGACGUGGCCACACUUGGCUUGGAUCAUGUCCUUGAUUGUGUCGUAUUCCUCCAAGCAAAUGCUGCAGCAGCUAUCGUCAUCUGAUGGUGGGAAGGGAGGCCCUGGGGUUGACAACGGGGUCGAUGUCAGCCCGCUCCACGUGCUGCGCCACCACUUCUUGAGCCAGUUGCUCUCUUCCCACUCUUCUGCGGGGUCCUUUCUCCAUUUGAGCUCCUUGCGCAAUCGGUACCGCAGCUGCUCCUUCUUUUCAUUCAUGUGUUCGUCGUACAGCCGCUUCUUCACGACGAAGUCCUGCAGCCUCACCUCAACGUUCGCCUUGGUUUCGGCAAAAUUCAAGUACCGAUCGACGGCGCGGAGGAGGGUCCACUGAGCCAAUGCCACCGAGUCGGGGGUGAUGGAAGGUCCAAAGACAGACAGAGUUUCGUAGAACGGAUCGCGAUUGUGCAUGCGGGGGUGAUUCACUCGAAUGUUUUCGAUCGUUGUUUGAAGGCUCACAUUGAAAUGGUCGCUGUGGCCAAACCAUUCGAGGUCGCUCAGGUCGGGCGUGCGGGGUGAAAUCUCUUGCGUGAUCGCGACCACGGCGUCGCGGCACUCGGCGGACAGCUUGUUCCAUCGUUCGUACCGCUGGCGCACCACGAAUCGGUGAAAGAUGUACACGAUCAGCAUGAGUAGGGGAAGGCUAAACACCCCCAGAAAGCUCACUAACAACACGACAAGCACCCAGCAGACUUGUUGCAUGUGCGCCGACGUCACAUCGCCGGCCGCAGAUACUCGAUGGAGCACCCACGAUUCCAUGCGGAAUAUCGCCGCCCACGGUUCUUGUUGGCAAAAUCUCACAC
Aphanomyces invadans is the source of this 1033-nucleotide messenger RNA. RefSeq lists its product as hypothetical. The record is from RefSeq and is a predicted model, not a curated record. The transcript has a single exon. NCBI's taxonomy places the organism in Eukaryota, Oomycota, Saprolegniomycetes, Saprolegniales, Verrucalvaceae. The coding region runs from base 220 to 564 and encodes 114 amino acids.